GUCUAUCCUAUCGCCAAUAACAGUGAAUGAUGAUAUUAGUAAAGGCCUGGUUCCAAAAUAAUGUUAGUGAUAAUUGUUUGCCAACUGUUACAGGUAAUAGGACAGACCCAAUAAGGAUCCAUGUGCUUCCCGCACUCGCGCAUUUGCUAAACAGGACCCUGAUCCGAAUCCAUGGCGCUGCUUUUUCUUCGAUGUGACACGCUUGCUGGAGGAAAGAAGCAGUUGUGCAGGUCCCUCUUCAUGACCUCAGGCUUCUUUUGCUCAUCACGCUGGUCCGGUGGCCGCAGCUUGGUGACCACCGAAAUCUCUGCAGCUGAGCUUAGGCAAUGCGCACCCCAGCCACUUUGCCAUAGCCAAUUGAUGGAGAUGAUAGCCACUGCCAGGGUGUCUCCUCGUGACUCAAACCAUCCACCAAGGCGAGAGAAGAGGUUUGCGAACCACGCAGGGGAGUGGAAGUGCAUUUCUUGCAGCAAGUGGCUACCGGCUGAAGACUUUUACACUAAGAAAAGCACGCAGAAGCCAUGCAGCAGAUGCAAGGACUGCAAAAAAAGAGCAAUGUUUGAAAUAUUGUCGGACUUUGCGCGGAUGCAUCUCUCGCAUGCUGGCCAAUGCCAAGAGCAAUGCCAAUGUGCGUGGGCAAGAGUUUUCCUUGACGCGUGAACAUGUUUGUGAUAUGUUGGCAUAUCAAGAGGCACGAUGUGCUUACUCAGGGGUUCCAAUGGAAGUGCUACUUCCAAACAGUCAUUGGCGAGUCUCUCUUGAACGGGUCGACAACAGCAUAGGAUAUACCCGCAAAAACUGCGUGCUGAUAGCUGCUGAAUUCAACAGCUCGGAUUAUAGUCGCCUCCCAGGCGUUGAUGCAGACGCAGUCAAAGGAACUGCACAAUGGUCAGCAGAAAAGGUUCAGCAAGUUCAUGCUUUGCGCCAGACCAAUCUGGAUUUGGCCUCGCUUCACAAAGAUAUUGAAGGAGCGCAGCUCCCACUCCCCAGGAUGACUAGGUCAAGAGGCAAUGCACCAAAGACGUCAAUGCCACCAGAGCCAGGCUUUGCAUACUGCACCAAAUGCUUCGAGCAGAAACCACAUGCUGAGUUCCAUAGGAACGCUUCGGUUUUGAGUGGACAUAGAUCAUCCUGCAAACAAUGCAAGAAAGUUUUGGAUCGUGCUUAUCGCUCAACCUUGCGCGGCCACCUGAAGGGGAUCCUGAACAACGCUCAGCGGCGUUCCAAGUUGCGAGGGCAAGAGUGCAGCAUCAGGUUCUCGAGCUUGGUACACAUGUUGGAACGCCAGCAAGGUAGAUGCUUUUAUUCUAGAGUUCCUUUGCAGUACAAAGAACUCCACACGGAUUGGCGCCUUUCGCUUGAGCGCUUGAACAACGAAGUGGGAUAUACGGAGGACAACUGUGUGCUGAUUGCAGUGGAGUUCAACACCCCAGACUACAGCCGCAGUGUUGCAGUCACUGAGGUCUUUGGCACGUCGCAAUGGUCGUGUGCCAAGAUUCAACACGUGUGGGGGCACUGUUGACGAGGAGCAUCCAGGGGAGCUUUCAGACGAUACCUACCAGUCCGGACACUUUGGGUGUGAACCAUCCAAACUCAUACUAUCUCAUACUCAUCUUUUUUGUUGCCAAGGUUGCAACCAACAGUAGUGCGUUUGAUUUGCAAGUCCAGAAUACCAAUGCUACGAUAUCCCGGAGCGUCAUUCUUGAUGAAAAGGAAGUGCUUAGCUCAACUUGCCUGAUGCAAGCUUCAGUUUGCCUACAUUUGCUCAGACCCAAACCAUUAAUUC
Molecule: messenger RNA, 1786 nt
Organism: Durusdinium trenchii
Lineage: Eukaryota; Dinophyceae; Suessiales; Symbiodiniaceae
Source: the annotation of a GenBank genome assembly